Messenger RNA from Oncorhynchus masou masou (cherry salmon), 2423 nucleotides. RefSeq names its product probable G-protein coupled receptor 132. Gene Ontology annotation, cellular component: membrane. Gene Ontology annotation, molecular function: G protein-coupled receptor activity. Gene Ontology annotation, biological process: G1/S transition of mitotic cell cycle; negative regulation of G2/M transition of mitotic cell cycle; G protein-coupled receptor signaling pathway. The record is from RefSeq and is a predicted model, not a curated record. Lineage: Eukaryota; Metazoa; Chordata; Actinopteri; Salmoniformes; Salmonidae.
AGCACUUUAACAGUAUGCUUAUGAAUGUAGAAUGAAUGACAAAGGUGGAAGAAGCAUGCUCUCUUUCAGGCAGUAAUGAAUGAAGACUGUUUACGGAUUUCGAGAGAUGUUACCGCAAAACGAUACUAUGCAUGAGACGACCAUGACUCAGAUCAGCGUGGCGGCCACCAACUGCAACCUGACCUACUUUGAUGACCGCGUGCCCCUGGUCGUGCUUUACAGUGUGGUACUGAUUAUCGGGCUGCCCGCCAAUAUCGUUACUGUCUACCUGACCUUCCUCCAGGUGCGCCGCAAAAACGUCCUGGGCAUCUAUCUGUUGAGCCUGUCCGUGUGCGACCUCAUCUACCUCUGCACCCUGCCCAUGUGGGCUGACUACGCGAACAUGGGCCACCAGUGGCGCUGGAGCUCCAUGGCUUGCAAGGUGACGGGCUACUUCUUCUUCAACAACAUGUACAUCAGCAUCUUCCUGCUGUGCUGUGUCUCCAGCGACCGAUAUGUGGCCGUGGUCUACGCCGUGGAGUCGCGCGGCCUUCGCCAGCAGAGGCUGGCAGUUGCGGUUACCAUGGUAAUCGUCCUGGUGGUGUUCAUGGGCCACGUGCCAGUUUUUACCAUGAUGGAGGGCAACGUGGUAGAGAAGAAAUGCUUCGAGCCGGGCCAGAGCACGCUCACAGUGACGGGUUUCAACUACGCACGCUUCGUCAUUGGCUUCUUGGCCCCGCUGGUCGUGCUGGUGGUCACCAACCGUGCCAUCCUGGCCAGCGUGCAGGCCAGCACGGGGCUGCAGCCGUGCCAGAAGGAGCGGGUGCGCUACUUGGCGAUUGCCGUGGUUAUCCUCUUCCUGGUGUGCUUCGCGCCGUACCACAUCAUCCUGCUGCUGCGCGCAGUCACCUUCCACAUCCCCAAGCUGCAGAAGACAUGCGACUUCGAGGAAAGAAUCUACACCCCUUACACUAUCUCUUUGGGCCUGUCCACCUUAAACAGCGCCAUCAACCCCAUCCUCUACGUGCUCUCCAGCGACAACAUUCGCAAGGAGCUGCGUCGCGGCCUGAAAUACCCGGGGCGGGCCACCCUGCAGCCGCGUUCCACCGACAGUAGCCAGCACAAGAUGCACAACUCCAAGAACUCGUCAGAAGUGGUGGCCGCCAUACUGGAUGUGGCGAAGCAUGACAGAGGAAGGGUAGGGGUUUGAUAUGUGAGCCAGAGUGGAAUGCAGAUAUGACUGCUGAAGGAACUCUGGGAUGGUGACUUGCAGGUACUCUGGAAUAUUAAACAAACUCAGCAUAGAGCCAGGUGGAACCCCAAAUAUAGCAAGCGCAAUGGGAGACAAUGUAUUCCAGCCAUCCCAGAAACUGACUGGAAUGUAUAUGAUUGAAAUGUGUCAAGCAGGACUUCAACCCCACUUUAAGUUAAUUUCUGCCUAAUUAUUUGUUGUUCGUCUCCGGUUGAAGAAAUUGGGUCAUUCCUGCUAUGCGGUACCUUUUGGACCUCAUAACUUUUGUAUUCUAUUUUUUGUAUUCUAUUUUUAGUGUACUAUCAGAAAAAUGGAAACAUAUUGGUCAAGAUCAGGCACUUACAUUUUUUGAUAAUAAAUAAUAAUAAAAUGAUAAUAAAUAAAGCAAUUAUGAUAAAAAACAUUAUUUGAUGGGAGAAUUUAACUAGGACUAUAAAAUAAUGAAAACAUUUUUUAAAUAGUGUAUUUUAUGACUAAUAUUUCUCAUGGAAGUUGAUGAAUAACAACCGGGGACAAAAAAUACCUACAUCUACUGAAGAAAAGUGUUCGAAAUGCAUAGAAUUCCCUUUCAAUAUCCUUAUUUUUGUGAUUUUAAGGUAAAGGACACCUGACUUUAUAUUUAAAGCCUUUUAGAAUCCACAUUUUACACUGAAUAAGAAGUAAUAUACUGAAUCCUGGGGACAGAAAAGGCACCACAUACGGAUGUAGGAAUUACCCAAUUGUCAAUGUUUGCCAAAUUCAGCAUUUAUUUGUGUCCAUGUGAAAAGUUUGAAACUUGACUGCUCUGGUGCUAAUGUAGAAGUGAGAAACAGAUUUUCUAUUAAUAUUAGUAUACUAGUAUUUGUUAAAGAAAUUGUGCAAAAUGUGAUACGCUGCGAUACAUAUUAUACAUAUAUUGUGUUUGUCUCUAGAAACGUAGGUGAUUUCACAGUAGAUGAGACAUAGAUCAACAGCAUGCUCUUACAGUUUAUUUUAUUUUUAGUGUUUGUUGUGUUUUUGGUGUUGUGUUUUGCAACAUGAAGAUAUAACCUUUUAUAUACGUUUAGUGUUUUUCAUCCUAUGUUGCAGACCUUUUUAAAAGUUUGUAAAAAAGCAAAGGCUUGUUCUUGUUAUUGAAACAUUUCAUCUCGAUGAGUAUUAUUUAUACAGUUUUACUGUACAUUUUUAAAUAAACAUUUGAAGUAAAAUGUGA